AUGGGCUAUCUGGACGCAUUAGAACCUUUCCGAGUAUCAUUCGUAUUCAGUUAUGCGCUGCUCCAGCGGCAAAAACUAGCUGAGCAUUUGAAUGAGCCGGCGAGUCCGCGCGUCGCUGCGACCUCGUGUCGUGCCCGUCCCGUGACUACGUCGCGUCCAUGCCGUGUGUCUCCUACGAUAAUCCCGCGUCCAUCCCGCGCACGUCCCGUGUCCGUGCCGCGACCGUCCCACGACUCACCAAUUUACAAAUAA
This is a messenger RNA of Danaus chrysippus (African queen), 252 nucleotides long. The record is from the annotation of a GenBank genome assembly. Lineage: Eukaryota; Metazoa; Arthropoda; Insecta; Lepidoptera; Nymphalidae.